This is a messenger RNA of Cyprinodon variegatus (sheepshead minnow), 6584 nucleotides long. It is a transcript of the gene myh9, whose product is annotated as myosin, heavy chain 9, non-muscle. Gene Ontology annotation, molecular function: cytoskeletal motor activity; actin filament binding; ATP binding. The transcript is spliced from 41 exons. NCBI's taxonomy places the organism in Eukaryota, Metazoa, Chordata, Actinopteri, Cyprinodontiformes, Cyprinodontidae. The coding region runs from base 219 to 6098 and encodes 1959 amino acids. The record is from RefSeq and is a predicted model, not a curated record. Gene Ontology annotation, cellular component: myosin complex.
AGGCGAGCUAGCGAGCAGACAGCAGAAGAGGGAGGAGGGAGAAAAAAAGAGCGAUAGAAACGGGUGACUGAGUGAAGUUUAGAGAGGAAGCGAGCGCUGUAGUUUAGUCUGAACUCUGCUGUCGACAGGAAAAAGAAGUUUGACCGCUCUCUGAAUCCCUAUAACGGUUGUUGAUAGCCAUCUUCUGCAAGGCGAACAGCAACCAAAGACCAGCCACCAUGUCGGACGUGGACAAGUUUCUAUAUGUUGACCGGAACAUGGUGAACAACCCGCUGGCGCAGGCUGACUGGGCCACCAAGAAGCUGGUAUGGGUGCCUUCAGAGCGCCUGGGCUUCGAGGCCGGCUCCGUCAAGGAGGAGCACGGCGACGAGUGCGUGGUGGAGCUGGCAGAUUCUGGGAAAAAGAUCAAGGUGAACAAAGACGACAUCCAGAAGAUGAACCCACCCAAGUUCAGCAAGGUGGAGGACAUGGCCGAGCUCACCUGCCUGAACGAAGCCUCCGUGCUGCACAACCUGAAGGAGAGAUAUUACUCUGGUCUCAUUUAUACAUACUCUGGUCUCUUCUGCGUCGUGAUCAACCCCUACAAAAACCUGCCCAUCUACUCGGAGGAGAUUGUCGAAAUGUACAAGGGCAAGAAACGGCAUGAAAUGCCGCCUCAUAUCUAUGCCAUAACUGAUACGGCUUACAGAAGCAUGAUGCAGGAUCGGGAAGAUCAGUCUAUUCUCUGCACAGGCGAGUCUGGUGCUGGUAAGACCGAGAACACCAAGAAGGUCAUUCAGUAUCUGGCCCAUGUUGCCUCCUCCCACAAGACCAAGAAGGAUCAGAGCAGUUCAUACCUGUCACAUGGCGAGCUGGAGAAGCAGCUGCUGCAGGCUAACCCCAUCCUUGAAGCCUUUGGAAAUGCCAAGACGGUCAAAAAUGACAACUCUUCCAGAUUUGGAAAAUUCAUUAGAAUCAACUUUGAUGUCAAUGGUUACAUCGUUGGUGCCAAUAUUGAAACCUACUUGCUGGAAAAAUCCCGUGCCAUUCGCCAGGCCAAAGAUGAGAGGACAUUUCACAUUUUCUAUUACUUGCUCACAGGUGCAGGAGACAAGUUACGAAAGGACCUUCUCCUUGAAAAUUACAACAACUAUCGAUUCCUUUCCAAUGGAAACGUCACCAUCCCUGGCCAGCAGGACAAGGAUUUGUUCACAGAAACAUUGGAGGCCUUUAAGAUCAUGGGUAUUCCAGAGGACGAGCAGAUUGGCAUGCUGAAGGUGGUGGCCUCAGUCCUGCAGCUUGGAAACAUGACUUUCAAGAAGGAGCGCCACACAGAUCAAGCCUCAAUGCCUGACAACACAGCUGCCCAGAAAGUGUCCCAUCUUAUGGGCAUGAAUGUGACGGACUUUACCAGAGCCAUCCUGUCACCACGGAUCAAAGUGGGCAGAGACUACGUUCAGAAGGCUCAGACUCAGGAACAAGCAGAGUUUGCAGUGGAGGCCCUGGCCAAGGCGACCUAUGAAAGGAUGUUCCGCUGGCUGGUGAUGAGAAUCAACAAAGCUCUGGACAAGACCAAGAGACAGGGAGCCUCCUUCAUCGGCAUCCUGGACAUUGCCGGCUUUGAGAUUUUUGAGCUGAACUCCUUCGAGCAGCUCUGCAUCAACUACACCAACGAGAAGCUGCAGCAGCUCUUCAACCACACCAUGUUCAUCCUGGAGCAGGAGGAGUACCAGAGGGAGGGCAUCGAGUGGAGCUUCAUCGACUUUGGCCUCGACCUGCAGCCUUGCAUCGACCUCAUCGAAAAACCCGCCAGCCCCCCUGGUAUCCUGGCUCUGCUGGAUGAGGAGUGCUGGUUUCCAAAGGCCACGGAUAAGAGCUUUGUGGAGAAGGUGGUCCAGGAGCAGGGAACGCAUCCCAAGUUCCACAAGCCAAAGAAACUGAAGGAUGAAGCAGAUUUCUGUAUCAUCCAUUACGCUGGAAAGGUGGACUACAAAGCAGACGAGUGGCUGAUGAAGAACAUGGACCCUCUGAACGAUAACGUAACCACGCUCCUCAACCAGUCCACCGACAAGUUUGUGUCUGAGCUCUGGAGGGACGUGGACCGCAUCGUGGGCCUGGACAAAGUGUCCGGCAUGUCUGAGAUGCCCGGUGCCUUUAAGACGCGUAAAGGCAUGUUCCGCACCGUGGGGCAGCUCUACAAGGAGCAGCUGUCCAAACUCAUGGCCACACUGAGGAACACCAACCCCAACUUUGUUCGCUGCAUCAUCCCCAACCACGAGAAGAAGGCUGGAAAGCUGGAUCCCCACCUGGUUCUGGACCAGCUGAGGUGUAACGGUGUCCUGGAGGGAAUCCGUAUCUGCAGACAAGGUUUCCCCAACCGCAUCGUUUUCCAGGAGUUCAGACAGCGAUAUGAAAUCCUAACACCUAAUGCCAUCCCUAAGGGUUUCAUGGAUGGGAAGCAGGCCUGUGUCCUCAUGAUCCAGUCUCUGGAGCUGGAUCCCAACCUGUUCCGCAUCGGUCAAAGCAAAGUGUUCUUCAGGGCAGGAGUCCUGGCUCACCUGGAAGAGGAGAGGGACAUGAAGAUCACAGACAUCAUCAUCAGCUUCCAGGCCUGGUGCAGAGGCUACGUGGCUCGCAAGGCUUUCGCAAAGAGACAGCAGCAGCUGACGGCCAUGAAGGUGAUUCAGAGGAACUGUGCUGCUUAUCUGAAACUGAGGAACUGGCAGUGGUGGAGACUUUUCACUAAGGUGAAGCCUCUGCUUCAAGUCAGCAGGCAGGAGGAGGAGAUGCAGGCCAAGGAUGAGGAGCUUCAUAAGGUGAAGGAGAAGCAGAUCCUUGCUGAGCAGCAGCUCCAGGAGAUGGAGGAAAAACAACAACAGCUGAAUGCAGAGAAGAUGGCGCUGCAGGAGCAGCUCCAGGCAGAGACUGAGCUCUGUGCCGAGGCCGAGGAGAUGAGGGCCCGUCUGGCGGCCAAAAAGCAGGAGCUGGAGGAGAUCCUCCAUGACCUGGAGGCGCGUGUAGAGGAGGAGGAAGAGCGCGCUUCUCACUUAUCAGCUGAGAAGAAAAAGAUGCAGCAAAAUAUCUCUGACCUGGAGCAGCAGCUGGACGAGGAGGAGGCUGCCAGGCAGAAGCUGCAGUUGGAGAAGGUCACCCUGGAAGCCAAAAUGAAGAAGAUCGAGGAAGACGUCAUGGUUUUAGAUGACCAGAACAACAAGCUGCUCAAGGAGAAAAAGCUGAUGGAGGAGAGGAUCUCUGAAUUCACCACCAACUUGGCAGAGGAGGAGGAAAAAUCCAAGAGUUUACAGAAACUCAAGACGAAACAUGAGGCCAUGAUCACAGACCUGGAGGAUCGCCUGCGCAGGGAGGAGAAGAUGCGUCAGGAGCUGGAGAAGAACAGACGCAAGCUGGAGGGCGACUUCACCGAGACGCACGACCAAAUCGCUGAGCUCCAGGCUCAGAUCGCUGAGCUGCGGGCUCAGCUCGCCAAGAAGGAAGAGGAGCUCCAGGCUGCCCUGGCCAGGAUCGAGGAGGAGGCUGCACAGAAGAACAUGGCUCAGAAGAAGAUUAGAGAGCUGGAGGCGCAGCUUUCUGAAAUCCAGGAGGACUUGGAGCUGGAGAAGCAGGCCCGCAUGAAGGCUGAGAAACAUCGCCGCGAUCUGGGCGAGGAGCUGGAGGCGUUGAAGACGGAGCUGGAGGACACCCUGGAUUCAACGGCUGCUAUGCAAGAACUCAGGACUAAACGUGAGACGGAGGUGACUCAGCUGAAGAAGAAUCUGGAGGAAGAAGCCAGAGUCCAUGAACAGCAGCUGGUUGAGAUGAGGCAGAAACACAGCCAGGCCUUCGAUGAACUUAACGAGCAGCUGGAGCAGGCUAAGAGGAACAAAGUGUCGAUGGAGAAGGCCAAACAGGCCCUGGAGUCAGAGAAGAACGAGCUGACGAUUGAGCUUCAGACGCUGAUGCAGGGUAAGACGGACUCUGAGCACCGCAGGAAGAAGGCUGAAGGACUGGCGCAGGAGCUGCAAGCCAAAUUCUCUGAGGCGGAGCGUCAGAGGACGGAGCUGGCAGAGAAACUGACUAAAGUGCAGGCUGAGCUGGAAAACGUUAAUACUCUGUUGACCGAGGUGGAGGGCAAAUCCAUAAAGGCCAACAAAGACUGCUCUGCUGUGGAAUCGCAGCUGCAGGACACCCAGGAACUCCUCCAAGAAGAGACUCGUCAGAAGCUGUCGCUCGGCACACGUCUGCGCCAGCUGGAGGAUGAGCAGCACAGCCUUAGAGAACAGCUGGAGGAAGAGGAAGAGGCUAAGAGGAACGUGGAGAAGCAGCUUCAGACGGUGCAGGCUCAGCUUGCUGACAUGAAGAAAAGGGUAGAGCAAGACGCCGGGUGUCUGGAGUCUGCUGAGGAGGGAAAGAAGAAACUUCAGAGGGAGCUGGAUGGCACCAUCCAGCGGUUCGAGGAGAAAUGUGCCGCUUACGACAAGCUGGACAAGACGAAGACACGUCUGCAGCAGGAGUUGGACGACCUGCAGGUGGAUCAAGACCACCUCCGCCAGAUUGUCUCCAACCUGGAGAAGAAGCAGAAGAAGUUUGACCAGAUGCUUGCAGAGGAGAAGAACAUCUCUGCCCGCUAUGCAGAGGAGCGCGACCGAGCAGAAGCUGAGGCUCGCGAGAAGGAGACCAGGGCACUGGCUCUAACCCGAGAGCUGGAGUCUCUGAUGGACAUUAAGGAAGAACUGGACCGCAACAACAAGCUGCUGCGCGCUGAAAUGGAGGAUCUGGUCUCAUCUAAGGACGACGUGGGCAAGAAUGUCCAUGAACUGGAGAAGGCUAAACGUGCCAUGGAGCAGCAGCUGGAGGAGAUGAGGACCCAGCUGGAGGAGCUGGAGGACGAGCUGCAGGGCACAGAGGACGCCAAGCUGCGUCUGGAGGUCAACAUGCAGGCCAUGAAGGCGCAGUACGAGCGAGACCUGGCAGGGCGCGACGAGAUGGGAGAGGAGAAGAAGAGGGCACUGAUCAAACAGGUGCGUGAGAUGGAGCUGGAGCUGGAGGACGAGAGGAAGCAGCGCUCUGCCGCCGUCGCCGCACGCAAGAAGCUGGAGCUGGACCUGAAGGAGCUGGAGGCGGCCAUCGACAUGGCCAACAAGAACCGCGAAGACGCCCUGAAGCAGCUGAAGAAACUCCAAGCUCAGAUGAAGGAUCUCAUCAGAGAGUUGGAAGACACCCGCCUGUCCAGAGACGAGAUCCUGACCCAGAGCAAGGAGACGGAGAAGAAGCUGAAGGCCAUGGAGGCUGAUAUGAUCCAGAUGCAGGAGGAGCUGGCAGCUGCAGAGAGGGUGAAGAGGCAGGCCCAGCAGGAGAGGGAUGAACUGCAGGAUGAAAUCAACAACCAGGCUGCCAAGAACGCUCAGGUUGCAGAAGAGAGGAGACGUCUGGAGGCGCGUAUAGCUCAGCUAGAGGAGGAGCUGGAGGAGGAGCAGUGCAACACCGAGCUGACCAACGACCGUCUGAAGAAGGCGAUGCUGCAGACUGAUCAGAUAAACAUCGAGCUGACCGCAGAGCGCAGCACCUCCCAGCGACUGGAAGGGGCUCGCAGCCAGCUGGAGCGUCAGAACAAGGAGCUGAAACUGAAACUCCAGGAGCUGGAAGGAACCGUCAAGUCCAAGUACAAGGCCAACAUGGCUGCCCUGGAGGCGAAGAUCGCUCAGCUGGAGGAGCAGCUGGACCUGGAGACCAGGGAGAGGCAGGCUGCCACCAAACUGGUGAGACGCACCGAGAAGAAGCUGAAGGAAGUCAUCCUGCAGGUGGAUGAUGAGAGGCGCAACGCAGAGCAGCAUAAGGACCAGGCUGACAAGUUGAACUCUCGCAUGAAGCAGCUGAAGCGUCAGCUGGAAGAGGCAGAGGAAGAGGCCCAGAGAGCCAACGCCAACCGAAGGAAACUCCAGAGGGAGCUGGAGGACGCCACAGAGUCUGCCGACGCCAUGAACCGUGAGGUCACCUCCCUCAGAGGCAAGCUCAGGCGUGGCGAUCUCCCCUUCACCAUACGCCGCACCACCACUCGCGGCGCAGUGGAAAGCGAUGAAGAAAGUGAGCCUAAGGCAGAGGCUCCGGAGCCCCAAGCAUAGACGGACCACGGCGCUCUGCUCAUCCCAGCUGAAUCCUACAACCAGAAAGACCCAAAUACAAAAAAAAAAAAAGCCAUUACUGAAAGAAGGAAGAAAAGUUAAACAGGGAUUCAGCUCAGUCCUCCAGGUUUAGUCCUGCGACUCUGAUCUAUUCGAAGAGCAUCAAACUAUGCAGCCAUGAGCACAGCUACACGCAUACAGACAUUAGCCAGUAAACGCAGACAAUCGCCAUUCCGACUCACUCUCACAUUUCUAUCGUUGGGCCAAUUUCUUUUCAUCGCUUCCUUUUUCAUUCUCUGAAAAAAAAAAUGAAACUAUUUUUAUAAGGAAAAUUUUGACUCAUAAUAAUCUUGAUUCGUAGGAUUUAUUUUUCUAAUUGAGGGGAAGAAAAAAACAUACAAAAAUAAAUGAAGACGAUUACUGGAAGGGGACCAAAGUAAUAUCAAGCAGAAGUGUAUUUUUUUUUAUAAUGGUUAAGAGUGGAAG